This is a messenger RNA of Castor canadensis (American beaver), 744 nucleotides long. Lineage: Eukaryota; Metazoa; Chordata; Mammalia; Rodentia; Castoridae. The record is from RefSeq and is a predicted model, not a curated record.
GCGGGCAUCAGUGGCCAUGGCGGAUACAGCGACUACAGCAUCGGCGGCGGCGGCUAAUGCCGCUAAUGCCUCUACAGAUGCACCUCCUUUCCAGCUGGGCAAACCGCGCUUCCAGCAGACGUCCUUCUAUGGCCGCUUCAGACACUUCUUGGACAUCAUUGACCCUCGCACUCUCUUUGUCACUGAGAGACGUCUCAGAGAGGCUGUGCAGCUCCUGGAGGACUACAAGCAUGGGACCCUGCGCCCAGGGGUCACCAAUGAACAGCUCUGGAGUGCACAGAAAAUCAAGCAGGCUAUUCUACACCCGGACACCAAUGAAAAGAUCUUCAUGCCUUUUAGAAUGUCAGGUUACAUUCCUUUCGGAACGCCAAUUGUGGUAGGUCUUCUCUUGCCCAACCAGACGCUGGCAUCCACUGUCUUCUGGCAGUGGCUGAACCAGAGCCACAAUGCCUGUGUCAACUAUGCAAACCGCAAUGCUACCAAGCCUUCGCCUGCAUCCAAGUUCAUCCAGGGCUACCUGGGGGCUGUCAUCAGUGCUGUCUCCAUUGCUGGGCCUGUGAGCACUCAGCACUCUUCCCAGAGCAGCUGCAAAGGAAGGUGGCUCACAGGCCAUCUCCCCUUUGCUCUUUGCCUGAGGUCCCCAGACACUGUCAAUCCCUCUCUGUGGCCUUGAUUAUGUGACUACAUGACCAGCCUCUCCUGAAGGCCUGUGAGCUCUUCAAGACAGGGCAUUAGGCCCCCCUU